Messenger RNA from Nerophis lumbriciformis (worm pipefish), 1887 nucleotides. The record is from RefSeq and is a predicted model, not a curated record. NCBI's taxonomy places the organism in Eukaryota, Metazoa, Chordata, Actinopteri, Syngnathiformes, Syngnathidae.
AUGGAGUCUAAUGAGACAGGGAGAGGAGGAUGGAAAACCAAGAAUCAGAACCCUCAGAAACAGAAGAUGAACAUGAAUAUUAUACGCCAAGAACAAUUGAUAGCUAAGAAAAAGAAGGAAAUUGAGGCCAGAAUGGCAGAGCAAGCUAAAAUCAAUGCACAAACGCCCAACAAAUGUCUGCCUCCAAGUUCCCCUACAACGCAAGGGACCUCCAACAAGUUCGUCAACGAUGGCAGCUUCUUACAGCAGUUCAUGAAGAUGCAGAAGCAGAAACCGAACAGCAGUUCUGGCUCCCCCACUGACUCCAAAAAUCCCCAAUCAACGACAGGAGGAAACCCUGCGCAGAGAAAAAACGCUUUAGUCGGCAAGCGGCCCGGCGUCGGUACCAUGCUCAGCCAGUUUAAGAGCUAUUCGCAGUCGAAGAAGAAUCCAGUUCUCAGCCAGAGGCCAAGUGUGUUUUGUUCCCCGGAUGACGACGACGAGGAUGAGAUUGAUUUCACAGAACUCUUAAAUAUGAAAGUUUCUCCCCCAGAGGACCCAGACACCAGACUCAUUAUCAACAAGAUGGCCUCCUUUGUGGCGGAGGGGGGACCCGAGCUGGAGAGACAGGCCAAGGAGGACUACAAGGACGAUCCCGUUUUCUCAUUUUUACAUGACAGAAACAGUAUGGAGUAUCUGUACUACAAAAAGACAGUUGCGGAAUUGAGAAACAAUGCUCCAACGCCUGAGAACACGGCCGUUAACGUCUCCCCCUCAGUGGAUGCGGAAACCCAGGAAGUGGCCGAGCAGCUCGCCAGGUUUGUGGCUGAGGGUGGCCCAGAAGUGGAAAGCAUCGCUAUCGAGCGUAACCGCGACAACCCUACCUUCAGUUUUUUAUUCGAUCAGCAAAACCCAGCCAACCGUUUCUACAAAGAGAAGCUACGAGAGUAUCGCGAGGCCGCCUCGCGGACUUCCUCAUCUCCGGAGGCGGAGUUCGAGACAGAGCCUCGGAGAGCGGCUGCUCCUCCGCGACCGCAGAUUUCGGUCCCCCCGGUGUCUGAAGCGCCCGGUCAGGCGGAAGACACGCCGCCCGUCAAACGUAAGAGGAAGAGUAGAUGGGGGUCCGAAGACGACAAAGUGGAGCUUCCCGUUCCUUCCAUCGUCAUCCCUCAGGAUAUGGCUGUUCCAGACCCCAACAUGCCAUCGCUUUCUGCUCAAGAUCUUCAAGGUCUUGGUUAUAGAAAGGGAAAGCCUGUAGGUCUGAUUGGUGUGACAGAACUAUCUGAAGACCAGAAGAAACAACUAAAAGAACAACAAGAGAUGCAAGAGAUGUUCGACAUGAUCAUGAAACACAAGCGCGCAAUGGCCGAGAUGCAGCAGAUGUGGGACAAGGCCAUCAAAGACCACCAGCGCGAGUACGACAGCGACGAAGAAGUGGACGAGGACGACGGCACCUGGGAGCAUCGUCUCCGAAAAAUGGAAAUGGAGAAGACGCGAGAGUGGGCAGAAUCUCUGACAGACAUGGGAAAAGGGAAACACUUCAUUGGAGACUUUCUGCCGCCUGAGGAGCUGGAGAAGUUUAUGGAGACUUUUAAAGCACUCAAGGAGGGACGGGACCCAGAUUACUCUGAAUAUAAAGAGUUCAAGUUGACAGUGGAGAAUCUGGGUUUCCGCAUGCUGAUGAAGAUGGGUUGGAAGGAAGGGGAAGGCCUCGGGACUGAAGGGCAAGGCAUCAAGGCUCCUGUCAACAAGGGAACUACAGCCUCAAAUGGAGCAGGGUUUGGGGUCGAGCGUCCGGCUGAGCUCUCAAAAAGCGAUGAUGAGUACGAUGCCUUCAGGAAGAGGAUGAUGCUUGCCUACCGAUUUCGGCCUAAUCCACUGAAUAAUCCACGGAGACCAUAUUACUGA